This is a messenger RNA of Branchiostoma belcheri (Belcher's lancelet), 2498 nucleotides long. Its product is annotated as carnitine O-palmitoyltransferase 1, liver isoform-like. Gene Ontology annotation, molecular function: carnitine O-palmitoyltransferase activity. Lineage: Eukaryota; Metazoa; Chordata; Leptocardii; Amphioxiformes; Branchiostomatidae. The coding region runs from base 94 to 2211 and encodes 705 amino acids. Gene Ontology annotation, biological process: fatty acid metabolic process; carnitine metabolic process. The record is from RefSeq and is a predicted model, not a curated record. Gene Ontology annotation, cellular component: mitochondrion. The transcript is spliced from 21 exons.
GACAAGAGAAGGUGACCAAGAUGGUGAAACCGCAGUCGAUGUAGGUCAGUCGGAAGUUCUGGAGGUAAAUACAACGUGAACAGAAAUCGAAGGAUGUCUGCUGUCAGCAAGAGUGUGAUGGACUCUCCCCUGGUCUCCACGGUGAUGAUCGGAGCUGCAGGAGCGGCGACAGGGAUCGUUGUUGCUCGCAGCUUCCCCGGCACCUUCGCGACGUUACCGCCCCUCUGGAGUAUUUCCCCUCCCGGCAAUGGCGCUGUAUGUGGGUUUGUGGUGGGCUGUGUCGGCUGGAAUCUCCGGACAUGGUGCAGGUUCCUGUCCCUGAAGGUUCUCCUGGGGUACAGGGGAUGGAUGUACUCACCACGAAGUAGAAUCACCAAGGUGUGGCUUUACCUGAUUGAUAAGGUGAUGGGGAAAGGACCAUACUCACUGUUCGAGUUCCAGAGUGUGAUACCAUCACUGCCAGUGCCGGAUCUUGAGACAACCUGCACGAAGUACCUUGAUGUUGCCAGACCGUUGCUCUCACCAGAAGAGUAUGACAGGACUGAGGAAGCCCUGCGACUUCUGCAGAAGGAGGGAAAACCUCUACAGAAAUAUCUCAUCAGAAGGUCAUGGAGAAAGAAGAGCUGGUUAAUAGAAUGGUGGAUUGACAACAUAUACCUGAAGAGAAGAGAGCCUUUACCAGAGAACUCUAAUUACUACUUCCUUGAUGGAUUAGAACUGCCAGCAUCCUGUCAACUUUCAAGGGCAGCCACCAUCAUCUACAACAUGUUAAAAUUUAGAGAGUUGGUGUCCAGUGAAAAGCUCCAGGGUGUUUUCUUUCAAAAUAGAGUUCCAAUGUGCAUGGACGGCUACAGAUACCUGUUUGGAACUUGCCGUAUCCCUUGUGUGGAGAAAGACUGCUUAGUAACACAUCACCAUACGAAGCACAUUGUUGUUAUCAGGAAAGGGUGUUACUUCUCUAUGGAUGUCUACACCCAUGACGAUGGCAGCCUGCAACAGCUUUCACCAGCUGAGAUCAAGGAACAAUUCAGGAUCAUCUGUGAAACAGCUGAUGCUGAAGAUAGCGAUGGCUUGGCCAACAGUCUUGCCUCAAUCACAUCUCAACACAGAACAGUCUGGGCAAAGCAACGUCAAGUAAUGGUGGAGUCAGAAGUAAAUGCAGAGUCCUUGGAGGUCAUUGAGACAGCAAUUGUUGUCAUCUCUUUGGACACAGUUUCCCCUCAGGACCUUAGUGAACAAGCCAAACUGGUUAUGAUGGGGGAUGGGACCAACAGGUGGUAUGACAAGUCCAUGACAAUUGUGGUCUUUCCCAACGGUAAAGCUGGAGCUACGGUGGAGCAUUCAUUUAUGGAUGCAACUAUAUUCUCCCGAGCCUGGGAAUAUGUACUUUCCCACGAGCAGUACAGGAAUGGGGAGGUGCCUCCUGAACAGUGUGCCUGGUGGAGGAAGCUUGCCCCACCCAAACAACUGCAGUGGAACCUCAAUGGGUUUGCACCUGCAUUAGAAGGAGCAAAGACACAUAUACAAAAGACUAUCCAGGACAUUGACUUGGUAGUUGUAGGCUCCGACUAUGGCAAAGGCUGGAUAAAACAACAAAGAGUUAGCCCGGAUAGUUUCUUGCAGAUGGCUUUGCAGCUGGCCUAUUAUCGGCUGCAUGAGGAGACACCAAAGACGUAUGAAUCUGCAACUACCAGGAUGUUUGCCCUGGGAAGAACAGAAACCAUCCGGUCUGUGUCAGAUCACUCUGUCAAGUGGGUCAAAUCUAUGGACAGAGAUGAUGUCAGCCCAGAGGAGAAGGUGUCUCUACUGAAGAAGGCUAUCCAGUACCAGACUGACUACAAGGUUGCUGCUGUAAACGGGAGAGGUGUUGACAGACAUCUCCUUGGUCUCUAUCUAGCUGCACAGGACCUGGGCCAUCCACUGCCCCAGUUCUUCAACACAAAGGCCUGGACUAUGACAGACAAGCUGUCGACAUCACAGGCACCUGCCAAGUUCACACGGGAGUGGAAGCUCCAGACUUGCACUGUAGGAUAUGGAUUUGGGCCUUCACACAUGGAAGGUUACUCUGUGUCAUAUAUGGUUAUUGGGGAGGACCUAGUGAACUUCCACAUAUGCACCAGGAAACACUGCACAGCCACCAAAUCCGAAAAGAUGGGAGCAGCCAUCAAGCAAGCCAUGACUGAUAUGAAGGCAUUGAUGGAGGGAAAAUGACAGGCAGAAGAGCAAUAGCAAAUUGAUAGAUUAUCACAUGAUACUUAGAGAGUUUUCUUUGUAACUGUUUUUAUUGCUAAAUAUCCAUAUUGAUGUGGCAGUCUAGUUCAAUCUUUGUUUUUAGUACUGCAGGAGUCUCAAGAUCAAUUCUUAAUCAGUCGUACUUGUGGGUCCUAUGUUGGGUCUUGUACACUUAAGCUUACUUAAUGGGCCUCAAAAUGUUAAAUAUCUCUUUCCUUACACUGCCUACCAGUAUUUGAUAUAAUGAUGUUGGUUACCCAUUAGAA